Trichomonas vaginalis G3 is the source of this 933-nucleotide messenger RNA. RefSeq names its product protein kinase protein. The record is from RefSeq and is a predicted model, not a curated record. Lineage: Eukaryota; Parabasalia; Trichomonadida; Trichomonadidae. The transcript has a single exon. Gene Ontology annotation, biological process: protein phosphorylation. The coding region runs from base 1 to 933 and encodes 310 amino acids. Gene Ontology annotation, molecular function: protein kinase activity; ATP binding.
AUGUCUGAAGUUGUUCAACAAAUCUUAUCACAGCAUGACUAUGAAAUAGUCAAAAUGAUUGGAAAGGGUGGCUCCGGAUACUGCUAUCUUGUCAAGAGUCUUAAAUUCAAUCAAGAAUUUGUUUGCAAAGUAACCAAAUGCGCUAAUGUUGAUCCCAAAAUAAUCGAAUCACAUAAAUCAGAAGCCCAGAUUCUCAGUAACCUCAAUCAUCCAAACAUUGUCCGAAUCUACGAUUAUUUUAUCGAAUCUAACAUUGUUUUUCAGAUUUUAGAAUAUUGUUCUGGUGGUUCUUUGAUAGACUUAAUCAAAUCAAACGAGAAAUUGUCAUCAAACAAGAAGAACAAAAUUUUUUUAGAAAUUGUCGACGCCUUAGUAUUCAUGCAUCAAAAAGGCAUAGCUCACUGCGAUAUAAAGUUAUCCAACAUUCUCUUAGAUCAGUUUGGCCGCGUUAAGAUCUGUGAUUUCGGUUUAUCUCAUUUGAUUUCCAAAUCCAAGACACUUAAAUGCGACAAAUCAGUUAGAGGCACAAUGAACUAUAUGUCUCCUGAAAUAUUACUCGGUAUUGACUACGAUCCAUUCAUGGCCGACGUUUGGGCUGUCGGAGUAACAUUUUAUACAUUAGUUACUGGCCAAUUCCCAUAUGGCAGCUACAGCUCUAACACCAUUCUUAACGAGAUAGAUGCAGGCCAUACAAAGCUUGAUCCAAAGUAUGGACCAAUGUCUGAGAUCGUUAACUGGUGCAUGAAGAUUGAACCUCAGCACAGACCAACGAUGUCUCAGCUCCAAUCGAAGAUGGUAGAGCUCUUCAAACCAAACGUAGAACCAAAGGCAAAGUCAACUUAUAAGGUUUUGAAGUCUGUUGCCCAACAUCAGUUAAUUACGGGCAAGAAAAGACUCUCUCCAUCUUCUUCCGGUAUUCUUAAUAUUGUUUAA